Messenger RNA from Perca flavescens (yellow perch), 1427 nucleotides. It is a transcript of the gene marveld3, whose product is annotated as MARVEL domain containing 3. The record is from RefSeq and is a predicted model, not a curated record. Gene Ontology annotation, cellular component: membrane. NCBI's taxonomy places the organism in Eukaryota, Metazoa, Chordata, Actinopteri, Perciformes, Percidae. The transcript has 4 exons. Bases 185 to 1144 code for a protein of 319 amino acids.
AGUAAUUUCACAAAUGAGUUGUACUCUAGUGGGCGUCGCACAACCUUUGACAUAUAGGGCACAACACAGGUGAGUGGCAGGAGGUGGAACUCAAACACAGGAAGCUGAGAAAGUUCGGCUGUUUUCUUCCCGAUAUAAACGAAAACAAGAUCACAUUGUUUACGGAGUCCAAAGGCAGAGGAACAUGCCAGAGAGGGGAAGACACCACCAGAGGAGUGACGUGUAUGAUGAGUACAAGAGCAGGGACAGGGAAUACUCGCACAAUGGAGACCACGCUUCAUAUGAUGGCAGAGGCCGCAACCAGAAGCCGAGAGACAUGGACGAGGGAGGCUCUGCUGGUGACAGAAGGGCCAAACAAAACAGACAGAGUGACAUGACAACUACCUCUCACAAUGAGACACCGGUUUACAGAGACCAGGACCAUGAAGCACCCUCAAGACUGGCCAAUGAGACUGCAGGGUAUCACCUUGAAGGGGAGUAUAAUGAACCACAACACAGACAAGCUCUUUACAAUCUCAGAUACAUCUUAACCAGCAGAGGUCUCUGCCAGCUUAUGGAGCUGUUUGUGAAUCUGCUUAUUGUCAUCUGUGCCGGAGUGCCCUACAGCAACAACGGGGGUUACCGUGACCUGGCCAGCCUCGGUGGACUCUACUAUUAUCACUUUGGUGGAGCCAACGCCUUCAGUGGAGCCGAUGCUGACAGGGUGAAGGAGCUGGACCGGCUGUUCCAUCAGCUCUCGCGGCCUCCGUACGUCUUCACCAUGGCCUGCGGUGGGGUUUUAAUGAUCUACGCCUGUGCCAUGCUUGCCCUGGGGAUUUUCAGGGUCCCUUACCGCUGGCCCCCCGUGCUGCUGGGAGAGGCUCUGCUGAACCUCCUGAUUGGCCUGGGCUACAUCCCUGCGCUGGCCUUCUACUUUAUUAAGCUGCAAGGAACCUACAACGACCCCAUCUGUAUGGAGAGAGAGCAGAUGUACAAGAGCAAAGGGCACAAUGGCUUUCAGUGCCAGUUCAACGGUGCAGAUAUCGCAGGAGGUCUCUUUGGGGUGGUGGGGGUGUUUGUUUUCAUCUUUGGUGCAGUGUUAGCUGUCAGAGCUUUCAGGUCAGUGCGGGAGCUAAAGAAGCAAAAGAUGAAUGAGAAUUUUUAAGGCUUUUCUCCUGGGCAUAUUUGAACAAAAGUGGAAUUGAUUACAAAUCCCUGUGACAAGAAAAAAAAAAUGGAAGGUUUUUUGUCAUUAGGUUUCGUGUAUUCACUCUUGUUGAAUGUGAUCUGUAAAUCAGCUUUAUUUUAAUCCAAUUUAUACUUUCAAGUUUUAAAAUUUUAAUUUGUUUAAGACAUUUUAUACCCACCACAGUUCAAGUUUAUACAUGUGUCUUGUCUCUUUCACUGUUUCUAUAAAUGUGUAGAUAUAAUAAAUUACUCAAAUGGUG